AUGUCCUCCCCAACCUCCACAUCCACCUCCCCCUCCACGCCCGGAGACUCAGACCAGGGACAGCCUCCAAUCGACCCCUCCCUAACCAAAAAAGGCGCCCGCUUCUGGCUGAUCAUGCUAGCCCUAACCGUCUCCGGGCUGCUCGCGGCGCUAGAAUCCACCGUCGUCGCAACCGCCCUCCCCUCCAUCACCGCCGAGCUGGGCGACGGCGCCAAAUACACCUGGGUGAUCAUCGCCUACUUCCUAACAAUGACGGCCUUCCAGCCUCUCUUCGGGCAGCUCUCGGACAUCUACGGACGGCGGUACCUCGUGAUCAUCAGCGUCGCGGUCUUCGCGCUCGGCAGCGGCAUCUGCGGCGGCGCAAGCUCCAUGGACAUGCUGAUCGCCGGCCGCGCGGUGCAGGGGCUCGGCGCGGGCGGGAUCAAUGUCCUGGUCGAGACGAUCGUGUGUGAUAUCGUGCCGCUCCGCGAGCGCGGCAGUUACCUGGGGAUUGUGUUUGGGGGCAUCACGGUGGGCACGGCGAUUGGGCCGGUCAUUGCGGGUGUGAUUGUGCAGCGGAGUACGUGGCGGUGGGUGUUUUACUUGAAUCUGCCGAUUGCGGGCGUGGGGCUUGUGCUGUUGGUUCUGUUUCUGAGGGUCAAGACGACGCGCGCGACGCUGGCUCAACUGGGACGGCGCCUCGACUGGAUUGGGAAUGCCCUUUUCGUGGCAGCCAGCACGUCGGUUCUGAUUGGGAUUGGCUGGGCGGGCGCCGUGCAUCCCUGGGGCUCUGCGCAGGUUGUCGUCCCGCUGGUCCUGGGGAUGCUGGGGCUUGUGGCCACGCUGGUGUUCGAGGGCGUCUUCGAGGGGACGAGGUACUGCGCGGACCCCUUCAUGCCGCUGCACCUGUUCAGCAACCGGACCAGCGCGGUGGCGUUCAUCGCGACCUUCUUCCACGGGAUCACGACGGUCUGGGUGCUGUACUUCCUGCCGGUGUACUUCCAGGGCGUGCUGAUGUCGUCGCCGAUCCGGUCGGGGGUGCAGCUGCUGCCGACGGCGCUGUUCAUGACGGUCGCGGCCGUGGUCGGGGGCGCGACCAUGCAGAAGCUGGGCAAGUACAAGAUCAUCCACAUCGUCGGGUUCGGCCUGAUCACCAUCGGAUUCGGCAUCUUCAGUCUUCUGGACGGGGAGAGCUCGACCGCGGAAUGGGUCAUCUUCCAGCUGAUUGCGAGCGGCGGGCUAGGGCUGAUCAUCUCGACUGCCCUUCCGGCCGUGCAGGCCAAGCUGACAGACGCCGAUACGGCCAAGGCGACGGGCACGUGGCAGUUCCUGCGCAGCUUUGGGCUGGUCUUUGGGUCGGCGAUUCCGACGGCCAUUUUCAACACGCGCUUCGAUGAGGUUGCCGACCGAGUGGGUGAUGAGCAAGUGAGGGCGCUGUUGGUGGGUGGACAUGCUUAUGAACAUGCGACCCAGGCGUUUCUGAGGACAUUGGAUGAGACAACCCGGGCCCAGGUCAUUGAUGCUUUUACCGUUGCAUUGAAGCGGUCGUGGCAGGUGGGGAUUGCCUUUGCAGGGGUUGGGGUUCUGCUGGCGUUGUUGGAGGAGCAGGUGGAGCUGAGGGAGGAAUUGAAGGGCGACUUUGGGAUCCAGGAGGGCAGGGUGAAGGAGGAAAAGGCGAAUGUGCAAGCCUAG
This is a messenger RNA of Aspergillus mulundensis, 1671 nucleotides long. Its product is annotated as MDR family MFS transporter. The transcript has a single exon. Gene Ontology annotation, molecular function: transmembrane transporter activity. NCBI's taxonomy places the organism in Eukaryota, Fungi, Ascomycota, Eurotiomycetes, Eurotiales, Aspergillaceae. The record is from RefSeq and is a predicted model, not a curated record. Gene Ontology annotation, biological process: transmembrane transport. Bases 1 to 1671 code for a protein of 556 amino acids.